This is a messenger RNA of Lepus europaeus (European hare), 6648 nucleotides long. It is a transcript of the gene USP13, whose product is annotated as ubiquitin specific peptidase 13. Bases 1 to 2592 code for a protein of 863 amino acids. The transcript is spliced from 21 exons. Gene Ontology annotation, molecular function: protein binding; cysteine-type deubiquitinase activity; zinc ion binding. Lineage: Eukaryota; Metazoa; Chordata; Mammalia; Lagomorpha; Leporidae. The record is from RefSeq and is a predicted model, not a curated record. Gene Ontology annotation, biological process: protein deubiquitination.
AUGCAGCGCCGGGGCGCCCUGUUCGGCAUGCCGGGCGGCAGCGGUGGCAGGAAGAUGGCUGCAGGAGACAUCGGCGAGCUGCUUGUACCGCUCAUGCCCACGAUCCGCGUGCCCCGCUCCGGGGACCGCGUCUACAAGAACGAGUGCGCCUUCUCCUACGACUCCCCAAAUUCUGAAGGUGGACUCUAUGUAUGCAUGAAUACAUUUUUGGCCUUUGGAAGGGAACACGUUGAAAGACAUUUUCGAAAAACUGGACAGAGUGUAUACAUGCACCUGAAAAGACACGUGAGAGAGAAGGUAAGAGGGGCCUCUGGUGGUGCUUUACCAAAAAGGAGGAAUUCCAAGAUAUUUUUAGAUCUAGAUACUGACGACGAUUUAAAUAGCGACGAUUAUGAAUAUGAAGAUGAAGCCAAACUUGUCAUAUUCCCAGACCACUAUGAAAUAGCACUGCCCAAUAUUGAGGAGUUGCCAGCCCUGGUAACAAUUGCUUGUGAUGCUGUUCUCAGCUCAAAAUCGCCAUACAGAAAGCAGGACCCAGACACAUGGGAAAAUGAGUUGCCAGUAUCUAAAUAUGCCAAUAACCUUACCCAACUGGACAAUGGAGUCAGGAUUCCUCCAAGUGGUUGGAAGUGUGCCAGGUGUGACCUGCGAGAAAACCUCUGGUUGAAUCUGACCGAUGGCUCCAUCCUGUGUGGAAAGUGGUUCUUUGACAGCUCCGGGGGUAACGGGCAUGCGCUGGAGCAUUACAGAGACAUGGGCUACCCACUGGCCGUGAAGCUGGGCACCAUCACUCCCGAUGGAGCAGAUGUUUAUUCCUUUCAAGAAGAGGAACCUGUUUUGGAUCCUCAUUUGGCCAAGCACUUAGCACAUUUUGGAAUUGAUAUGCUCCACAUGCAUGGGACAGAGAAUGGGCUCCGGGACAAUGACAUCAAGCCGCGGGUCAGUGAGUGGGAAGUGAUCCAGGAGUCGGGAACGAAGCUGAAGCCCAUGUACGGCCCCGGGUACACGGGUCUGAAGAACCUGGGCAACAGCUGCUAUCUCAGCUCUGUCAUGCAGGCCAUCUUCAGCAUCCCGGAGUUCCAGAGAGCGUAUGUAGGAAACCUUCCCAGAAUAUUCGACUACUCUCCUUUGGACCCAACACAAGAUUUCAAUACACAGAUGACUAAGUUAGGACACGGCCUUCUCUCAGGCCAGUAUUCAAAGCCUCCCGUGAAAUCCGAGCUCAUUGAGCAGGUGAUGAAGGAGGAACAGAAGCCUCACCAGAAUGGGAUCUCUCCACGCAUGUUUAAGGCCUUUGUGAGCAAGAGCCACCCGGAAUUCUCCUCGAACAGACAGCAAGAUGCCCAGGAGUUUUUCUUGCACCUGGUGAAUCUUGUGGAGAGGAACCGCAUCGGCUCAGAAAACCCAAGUGAUGUUUUUCGGUUCCUGGUGGAAGAACGCAUCCAGUGCUGUCAGACUCGGAAAGUCCGCUACACAGAGAGGGUGGACUACCUCAUGCAGCUACCAGUGGCCAUGGAGGCAGCAACCAACAAGGAUGAACUGAUUGCCUAUGAAUUAACAAGAAGGGAGGCAGAAGCCAACAGAAGGCCCCUUCCUGAGCUGGUGCGAGCCAAAAUACCAUUUAGUGCCUGCCUUCAGGCCUUCUCUGAACCAGACAAUGUGGAUGAUUUCUGGAGCAGCGCCCUACAAGCCAAGUCUGCUGGUGUGAAAACAUCUCGCUUUGCCUCAUUCCCCGAGUACUUGGUAGUGCAGAUAAAGAAGUUCACUUUUGGUCUUGACUGGGUUCCCAAAAAAUUUGAUGUUUCCAUUGAUAUGCCAGACCUACUUGAUAUCAACCAUCUCCGAGCCAGGGGGCUGCAGCCAGGAGAGGAAGAACUUCCAGACAUCAGCCCCCCCAUAGUCAUCCCUGAUGACUCAAAAGAUCGCCUGAUGAACCAAUUGAUAGACCCAUCAGACAUCGAUGAGUCGUCGGUGAUGCAGCUGGCCGAGAUGGGCUUCCCUCUAGAAGCGUGUCGGAAGGCUGUGUACUUCACUGGAAAUAUGGGAGCUGAGGUGGCCUUCAACUGGAUCAUUGUUCACAUGGAAGAGCCAGAUUUUGCUGAGCCACUGACAAUGCCUGGUUAUGGAGGAGCAGCUUCUGCUGGAGCCUCUAUUUUUGGUGCUACUGGGUUGGAUAACCAACCACCAGAGGAGAUUGUAGCUAUCAUCACCUCUAUGGGAUUCCAGCGAAAUCAGGCUGUUCAGGCACUACGAGCAACGAGUAAUAACUUGGAAAGAGCAUUGGAUUGGAUCUUCAGCCACCCAGAGUUUGAAGAAGACAGUGACUUUGUGAUUGAGAUGGAGAAUAAUGCCAAUGCAAACAUUAUUUCUGAGGCCAAACCUGAAGGACCUAGAGUCAAGGAUGGAUCUGGAAUGUAUGAGUUAUUCGCAUUCAUCAGUCACAUGGGAACAUCUACAAUGAGUGGUCAUUACGUUUGCCAUAUCAAAAAGGAAGGAAGGUGGGUGAUCUACAAUGACCACAAAGUUUGUGCCUCUGAAAGACCCCCUAAAGACCUGGGCUACAUGUACUUUUACCGCAGGAUACCCAGCUAAACCUCAGACAGACGAAUUGGCGAGAAGAAGCCAUACACUUUUUAAUUUGCCAAAAAAAAAAAAAAAAAAAAAAAAGGGAUAGCCAGACAUGAAUGAAUACAUGGGGGUAUUUAUAGUUUAUUUAAAGAGCAAGAUCAUUUGACGCCUUCUGAAAUAGAACUGGGAAGAAAUUUGUAUCAGUGAUGAAACACUAUUGUAGAUAGUUUUUAUAAAUGUUCAAGGAGAGGAGGUUAUUAAAAAAAAAAAAAAGGUAUUCUUGUUGCUGGUGAGGCAUCUCCCAUUGACAAAUUCAAAGUGGCCAUGUGACCCCAGUCCUCUAGUUCUCUUGGGGCCCAGUGGUAGUGGCUUCCAGAGAAAUCAAUCUAUGUGGCCAGUGGUGUGGCCUCAGCUACAAUACAUGAAAAGCCCACUCUGUUUCAUCAGGAGAAUCAGCAACUGGGCUGAGCUUUUUUGUGACAUAUUUUUUUUCCAUUGCGCACAAUAAUUUCUGACCUAUCCUUGUAUAAUAGAGCACCUGCAAUGAGAGGUAUUUUUAAUUUAAAUCAUAUCAAACCUCAUAAUAAAAUUGUGUGAAUGCAUAUGAGAGUGAGUGUGUGUGAGUGUGUGAGACCUUUGUAGUCCCCUAGAAAAUCUGUAAGGGGCUGGCUUGUAAAGGCUACAUAGUUUGGUAUUUAGCAUAUGUAGAAAAGGCAAGUAAAUAUUUUAACGAAACUAUAACUCAGGAAAAGUUUAACAAAUUAGUUCCCCACCUAGAUUUUAAGGAUUGAAGAGGGCUGUGUUAUGCCUUGCGAAGCUAUCAAGAAUUCACCUGGCUUGGACACUGAUGGUGCAAGGCCAGAUGCCCACAGCAGUGCAGUGUUGUACUUUGCCAAAGGUCAAUGAACUGUUUUUUUCAGCAGCCCUUUCUCAAAAGUAGAGUGUUUAUUUUCAGUUAAAAUAGCUAAUCUGUUCUCGCGAUCCCACAUGAGGACUGCCUGGAAUCAUGUUAAGUGCCCCAGAUUUGUAGCUUUCCCAUCUCAGGCUCUUUGCUGCCUUGACUUUUAGAUCUUUGUUGGUGUAUCACCUCCUGACUUGCCUUUUUUGCUUCUCUGCCUAUGGCCAACAGUGAGAUCUUGGGCACUGUAAGGAUUUCAGCUGCAAAGAAACUCAUGACCUUGUGAAAGACCAUCCUUUGCAUUCUAGUUAUCUUAGUCUUUUAGUUACAACCUGGGAUUAGAUCAGAGUUUCAAAUGCAGUGAGAAGGGAACCAUAGCAUUCUCUAGAUUUCCUACUGCUCUGCUUCAAAUUUCAGAGUCUGGAAUUUCUGUUUCAGAUUAUUCAGACAAAUGCAAAAGGAUUUAUUUUUGUCUACUUGUCUAAUGUGUUUGGUUGAAAGGAUCUUUCUAGAAGCCGUAGGAAAUAAGACAGAGCCAAUGGAUGAAUUAAUGCAAGAGACAUUAGAUUAACAUGUGGUGAGUUGUGAAAAUCAGGGCUCUCAUUAUGAUCUGGGCCCCUGUCUCACGAGACAUCACUUAUACCAGGCUAGUGAGGGUUGUAAAGCCCGAGGCUGUGGCCUAGAGACCUGGGUGCUGCUCCUACCUGGCUGUGGACCUUGGGCAAGUCCCACAUCCUCCCUGUGCCUCCCUCUUCUUAUCUGUACAAUGGUGUGAUGACACCUGCCCUCUCUUUCCAAUUGUGCUUUGAGGCUACAGUGAGAUUCGAUCCGAUGAACCCUUAAGGAAGAAGGUGUUGUGCCCUGGUGGGUCCCAGUAGAGCAUGUUCCCUGCCUUCUCCCAUCUGAAGUUUUCUUCCAUUGGAAACAAAUGAGAUGGGCAAAAGGAGGGAGCUCAUGGUGCAGGAAUUCUCUACUCCGCUGUGCCCACGGUGUCACCUUCUCGUGUUGACGUGGAGAUCCCGUAGCAGCCCCACUCUCUUACGUGAGUCUCUGACUCCCGUGGAAAUCCCCACAUUAAGUAGCCUUACAAAUUCCAGUCCCUUUCGGGCUGAGUAUUGUAGAAUAAAGACUCUAAACACACAUCAGAAAUGGCUUGUUUUCAAUGAUCUUACAAAGCAAAGACCUUUUUAGGGGGUGGGGGUGGUUGGGGAUUUGGAUUGAAAUGUGGAAAAAGAUAGCAUGUGUAUUUUGAACAAAAAUUUUAUAAUAAAACUUAGCAAAAUCUAUGGUGUAAAAUCAGUACUUAAAACUAUAGACUACAAAUUAUUUAAUUUCAAUAAGUAGAAAAGGAAAUCUAGCCCUUCAGAUGCCUAAACAUAUUGUAAGAAAGUGGAUUAUGGCUGCUUUUUUUCUGCCUCACAAAACAAAGGGCUAUUUCUACAAGGCUAAGUUUUGUCUGUGUGAGAUUCUUUAUUUCAGAUUGAGAGAUGGGGAAAACUGGAGCAAACAACGGAUUUCUUUCUUGCUUAAAAAUGUGUUUAUAUGUGUAUCGUAAUAUAUAUAAGGCACAUUUUGCUGGAAUAAAAGUCUGGAAUGUAUUGUUAAUUUUACACAUGUGUAUAGUUGAGAUUAUUUGUGAUUGGAAACUGGAUUACUAUGUGGAUUGUGUCACCUGAUUAUAAGCCUGUUAGGAGUCCUCGGUGAGAGGCACGGUGGUAUAAUUGUGAAGUCCUCACUGUAUGUAGGUGUCUGCGUGAGAGGUAGCACUUUCUUCCUGUAAAUAUCUUUUGAUAUCCAUUUGUGUAGAAUCCCAUUGAAUGUGUCUUUGGAAAAUGUGAUGUAUCAAGGUUUUUACUUUGUCAGUUGAUCUAAAUGCCCAUGUAACUAAUCCGAAGUCCUCUUUGGUUCAGAUUGGGAUUUUCUCCUAAGGGAAAGUAUGCAGAAAAGACUACUGGAAGAACCGGGGCUGAAAGAUGUUUUAUGUCAACAUCGCUUCAGUGCUUUGGAACUGACGAGGCUGCCUGCUGGCCCCCACAAGAGAAUGUGCCUGCCUGUCCCUGUUGUUCAGCUUGGGUUGUGGGAAAUGCAGGGGUGAAUAACUGGAGCCUGUCCCUUCUCGCGUCAUUUCUGUCCUCCACCUGAGCUGGAGCCUUACCUGCAGCUCACAGGGUGCGCUCCUGGGUUUGUACACCGACUCCACCUGUGCAGGUGAUGGGGGCUCAGGUGUUUUCUCUCUCUGGGCGUUUUUCUUUAGAACGAGUGGGUUAGACCAAAUAAGCUCAGAAAUCCCUUCCUGUGCUACCAUUUUAUUCUGUUUUCACUUCCCUGAGGUUAAUAGCAGGAUCAGGCCUGUGAGAUACGAGGGAUCACUCAGAGGUUUCAGUGUUGUUUUUGGAUCCCUAGAGUUUAUACACCGCAGUGUUGGACCUGAGACCUUUUAGUGUCCCCACCCACUUUCUAUCCCUGUUUCGCUUAUCUUUAUUGGCUUUGGUAAUCAUCCCAUUUUUCUCCCCUUCUUACAACUCACAGCUUUCCACUUCAUGAGGUACGUAGCUAUUGGCUCCCUCAAGAACAAAAAAAAAUCCACUUAAAGUACCUCCUAGAAAAGCCUCAGAACUACCUUCAGGUACAUCCGUAGCUUUUAUAAGGAUAUUUAAGCAUUCUAAUUCAGUGGCAGCAUGAAAUGCUGACAGAGCUGUCUGUUACAGAAAGGAUGUGCUGUGCAUCUCAGAGGCAUAACUGUUGCAAAGUCACGUCAUCAGUACAGGCUGUCUGGAGAUGGCACCGGCCAGGGCGGGACCUGGGGAUGGAAUUCUGUUCUUCCGGUGAGGUCAAAAACCCUAGGUUAUAUAACAAGGUUCUGUACUCUUCCGUUGGCACAUAAGGUUCACGUAGCGUCAAGAAAUGUCCCACUUGUAACUCAUCCUGCAAAGUUUGCCUACGAGUCUCUAGACCUGUGCUAUUCAGUAUGGAGGUAGGCACAUGUGGCCAGUGACCUGCCAACAUGGAGCCUGUCCCAACUGAGAUUUUGGUGUACAUGAAAAAUACACACCAGACCUUGGAGACUUGGCACCCUAAAAAAAAAUUUCACAGUAUUUUAUCUUGAUUACAUGCUGCAAUGAUGCUAUUUUGGACUUAUUAAUUAGAUAAAAUAUGAAUACAUUUGAUAUUAAAAUUAUUUU